Molecule: messenger RNA, 708 nt
Organism: Trichoderma virens Gv29-8
Lineage: Eukaryota; Fungi; Ascomycota; Sordariomycetes; Hypocreales; Hypocreaceae
Exons: 5
Coding region: 1-708 (235 amino acids)
Biological process (GO): glutathione metabolic process
Cellular component (GO): mitochondrion; peroxisome
Molecular function (GO): glutathione peroxidase activity; glutathione transferase activity
Source: RefSeq, a predicted model, not a curated record
AUGGGAGGCAAGAUUGAGUGCUUCUUGGAUCUCGCAUCCUAUUUUAGCUACGUCGCGUUCGUAGACUUGGCGCAGAAUCGAGAUAAGCUGGCGGCCAAUGGAGUGGAAAUAGAGAUUCAGCCCGUGCUGCUGGGCGGCAUCAACCACCUCUCAGGGAACCGCCCUCCAUGGACAAACGAGGCCAAGGCCAAGUAUCUAAGGUACGACUCUCGUCGUGCCGCAGAGCGCGUCGGCCUUGUCGACAUCGAGAGCCCCCCUGAUCUGAUGGCUGUUUCCCACACCAUCUCACCGCUGCGUGCUCUGCACUACAUCAAGGCCAACUACCCAAAAGCCACCUUCCUCGCCGCCUUUGAGGCCUGCUUCAAGGCCUUCUGGACGCCUCCCAACGUCAACCUCAUCCCGGAGGAGAACCUGCGCGCCGUGCUGCUGGGGGCGACAGAGAAGCCCGGCGACAGCGGCAGCAAGAAGCUCUUCACCGCGGACGAAGUGGAGAAGAUUAUCAAGGCCCGUGGUAGCAUGAAGGAUGUUCUCAUGGCCACUACCCAGAGGGCUGUUGAUCAGGGGGCCUUUGGCGCGCCUUGGAUUUGGGUGACGAAUGCAAAGGGCGAGCAAGAGCCGUUUUUCGGUAGCGACCGGUUCCACCAUAUUUACAAGUUUUUGGGCAUUCCCUUUCAGGAUAUUGCCGUGUUGACGCCGUCAAAGUUGUAG